AUGGCGUCCAUAAUGGUGAUGGCGCCCCAGAGGAAGAUAGAAGAAACGGACAUAGAGAUCGUCUGGCAAUCUCCGGCAAACCCUCCGGAACGGAAAGAUUACAUCUUUCGCAACGGGAGGCGCCAUGUGAGACCCUACUACUUUGAGUUCAUUGCUCAUGUUAAGAAGCGGUGGGCGGGGAAGACCAUCGUUGACUUGUUCACUGACGAGUUCAAAGGCCGGAAUCGUGACUACUAUAUUAGUGCGGUUAAAUGUGGGAGGAUACAAGUUGAUGGGCAACUUGUGCCGGUUUCCUUCAUAGUUAAACCGUCGCAAAAGAUAAGCCACUUCCUGCACAGGCAUGAACCGCCCGUGAUGACUUGGGAUGUGAAAAUUCUUGAAACAGAACCCGAUGUGGUCACCAUUUGUAAACCUGCAUCUGUUCCAGUGCAUCCAUGUGGUCAGUAUCGUAAGAACACUGUUGUUGGCAUCCUACAGGCAGAGCAUGGCUUGGCACCUCUAUUUCCGAUUCAUCGACUCGUCUGGUCUAAAGAUCUCCUUAUCUUGGCCAAAAGCGCAGCACAAGCUGACAUUUUCAGGCAAAAGAUUGAGGGAGGGAUGGUUCAUAAACAGUACAUUGCAAGAGUGAUUGGAGAGUUUCCUGAGGAGGAGCAAGUUGUAGAUGCUAACAUAAAUCAUAAUGCUCGAGAAGGAAGGAGCUCUGCCGAGGUCGGUGAUUCUUGUGGUGAUGCUCCCACAAAGGGGAAGACUGCUUGUACAAAGUUUACUAGAAUCAGUACGAAUGGAACUCAGAGCAUUGUAAUGUGUGAAUCGGUCACUGGCUGCACUCAUAAAAUAUGCGUCCAUUUGCAACAUGCAGGCCAUCCAAUAGCGAAUGACAUGCUUUACCUGUCCAAACAUGUAAGUGAUCGUUCAGCUGAAGGAAUAGGUGCUGAUAGAGCUGCUGCUAAUCCAGACCACUCUCCGGCUUCUGGUGUUGGCGAAAAUAAAUCCACUUCGCAUGAAGAUUCUAGUGAGGACUUCAGCAUUGAUCCAAUGUGUUCAAAUUGUCCAAAUUUAGCUCCAAAAGGGUAAGAUCUUUUCUUUUCAGGCUAGUCUGCAUGAUUAGUCUUUUAUGUGCAUGCUUCGUUGGUUGUAUACU
Rosa chinensis is the source of this 1141-nucleotide messenger RNA. RefSeq names its product RNA pseudouridine synthase 7. Bases 1 to 1074 code for a protein of 357 amino acids. The transcript is spliced from 12 exons. Lineage: Eukaryota; Viridiplantae; Streptophyta; Magnoliopsida; Rosales; Rosaceae. The record is from RefSeq and is a predicted model, not a curated record. Gene Ontology annotation, biological process: pseudouridine synthesis. Gene Ontology annotation, molecular function: pseudouridine synthase activity; RNA binding.